Molecule: messenger RNA, 2566 nt
Organism: Cyclopterus lumpus (lumpfish)
Lineage: Eukaryota; Metazoa; Chordata; Actinopteri; Perciformes; Cyclopteridae
Product: suppressor of tumorigenicity 7 protein-like
Molecular function (GO): protein binding
Source: RefSeq, a predicted model, not a curated record
CCUCUGUUUACAGGCAUCCGGAGAAACAUGGAGGACACCGCUGGCAGUAAUCCCCAAUCUCUCGGAUUUACAGAGAAAUUAAAGUCGUGGCUCUCUUGGUCAUGGACCUACGUGUGCUUCAUUUGGUUCGGCAUGGUGCUGAUCAUGAUAUACGUCCUGUGGAGCCCGCUGAAACUGCAGGAAUCUCUUACCUCGGCCUCAGUGUUUUUGAAUACACUGACCCCCAAAUUCUAUGUGGCUCUCACUGGAACCUCUUCUCUCAUCUCUGGACUCAUCCUUAUAUUUGAAUGGUGGUAUUUUCGUAAAUAUGGUACCUCGUUCAUUGAACAAGUGUCAGUGAGUCACUUGCGUCCUCUUCUGGGUGGAGUGGAGAGCAGCUCCACGACUGGCCUCUUUGCAUCAGUUAAUGGAGAGGCAGAGCCGAGGCCCAGUGUUUCAGAGUGUAAGGUCUGGAGGAACCCUUUGAAUCUGUUCAGAGGAGCAGAAUACAACAGGUACACCUGGGUAACCGGGAAGGAGCCCUUAACAUACUAUGAUAUGAACCUGUCUGCUCAAGACCACCAGACCUUCUUCACAGGAGACACUCCGCAGUUAAGACCAGAAGAUGCUGUGAUGCAGAAAGCCUGGAGGGAGAGAAAUCCUCAAGCCAGGAUCAGAGCAGCUUACCAGGCCAUAGAAAUGAACCACGAAUGUGCUGCAGCCUAUGUGCUUUUAGCAGAAGAAGAAGCCACAACCAUCACAGAAGCUGAGCGCCUCUUCAAAAAAGCACUAAGUAUUGCUGGAAAAGAUAUCAACUUACUGGUGUACAUUAAACGUAGACUGGCAAUGUGUGCACGCAAGCUGGGCCGGAUUAAAGAAGCGGUGAAAAUGAUGAGAGAUUUAAUGAAGGAGUUCCCUCUUUUGGGAAUGUUAAAUAUACAUGAAAACCUCUUGGAGGCACUUCUAGAGCUUCAGGCAUAUGCCGAUGUCCAAGCAGUCCUUGCCAAAUAUGAUGACAUCAGCUUGCCAAAAUCAGCCACUAUAUGCUACACAUCUGCACUGUUGAAAGCACGAGCUGUAUCGGAUAAGUUCUCUCCAGAGGCCGCGUCACGGCGAGGGCUAAGCACAGCGGAGAUGAAUGCUGUGGAGGCCAUACACAGAGCUGUUGAGUUCAAUCCACAUGUGCCAAAGGUCAUACUUAUAGAGAUGAAGAGUCUGAUUCUUCCUCCAGAACACAUCCUGAAGAGAGGAGACAGCGAGGCCAUCGCCUACGCCUUCUUCCACCUGCAGCACUGGAAGAGGGCCGAGGGAGCCUUAAACCUACUCCACUGCACCUGGGAGGGCACCUUCCGGAUAAUUCCCUACCCUCUGGAGAAGGGUCACCUGUUCUACCCCUACCCAGGAUGCACAGAAACAGCAGAUAGGGAGCUGCUGCCCUCGUUCCACGAGGUGUCUGUGUACCCGAAAGAGCUUCCCUUCUUCAUCCUCUUCACAGCAGGCCUUUGCUCCUUCACCGCCAUGCUGGCCAUGCUCACACAUCAGUUCCCUGAGCUCAUGGGUGUCUUUGCCAAAGCAUUCUUCAGCACACUCUUUGCGCCCCUGGGUUUCUUCGCAGACAAGAUGGAAAGCUUCAUGCCGUCCAGUUUUUGGCACCAGCUGACUCGAAUCUGACCCCAUCUCUCACACACGCACACACACACACACACACACACACACACACACACACACACACACACCAAUAACACUCCAGACCCUCAGACAAAAAAAGUGUUUGCUCUCCUGUCUUCAGCAUUACUGUCCACUUGCUGCAUUGUUACUGAUUAUGUUGGCUGAGGUUGUAUCAACACGGCAAAGCCACUCUUGAGAUGCCCUCCCACAUUGUUCCAGCGGCCAGAGUUUUUCCAAGAGCACAUUUAGUGAAUCCCAUCUGCAACGAUUCCACGCGUUCAUUUGUCAUCAUGUUAAAAUUGUGGUUUUUAAGGUAUCCCACCAAAGGCUGUGUUGCAGAUUUUUGCCGCAAAACUUAAAUAAGGAGUUUGUGAGAGGCACUCUCCUAUUCUAUCACAAUAGAAGUAAAACAAAAUUUAAAAAAAACGGCAUGUUUUUUUAAUAUGAACUACUGUCAAGUCAGAUGAGUUAGUUUUAACCAGUUAAACAACAGGAAACAGAAACAACAACAGUUUGUACAUUCAGAAUGUCCCCUUGUAGAAUAUGUUUACCAAUAUGAUCCUCAAUUAUUUAUCACAAAAGAUCCCAUUGGCCAUUUGGGAUGGGACCCCGAUGCGUCCUACGUCCACCCUCAGUGCACCACAGACGUCCAGUGGGGCAGAUUUAAACGUCUGUAAGGCCUCCGAAAAACAGAGCUGUGAUUUACAGCCUCGAAGUGCCUGCAGUGUAUACAACGCCUCUGCAGUCCAGCAGUUGUUACCAUGGCAUGACACCUCAGCACUAUAUCACUGGGGCAACCGUCGCCCCGGCAACAUUGAAAUGUAAAUGGGCUCAUCACUGGUCGCACUCAUUCCUGCUGAUUGCGCCACAGAAUGUUAUGAGUCAGUGUGCUCGUCAACUUCUGAAACGGCAAAAAAAA